Mytilus californianus (California mussel) is the source of this 1302-nucleotide messenger RNA. RefSeq lists its product as uncharacterized. The transcript is spliced from 3 exons. NCBI's taxonomy places the organism in Eukaryota, Metazoa, Mollusca, Bivalvia, Mytilida, Mytilidae. The coding region runs from base 1 to 1302 and encodes 433 amino acids. The record is from RefSeq and is a predicted model, not a curated record.
AUGGAACUGGUGUCUGAUUGCAUACAUGAAGGAGGCCUAGAAUUAGCAAUGUCUGUGGAUUCAGACCCUGAUAUGUUUUCAUCACAAACAACAGUUGCCUCCAAUUGGUCCAAAGACGAAAGAUCACAGAAAGAUACAUUUAACUGGGCAAUGGAAAUGAUGUCUCAUGGGCAAUACUCCCCUCUCAAAUCACAAGCAUCAUUAAACCUAGAAGACCUACAGUAUUCUACAAAAAUGUAUUAUAUACGUCAAGCAAGAUUAGCAUUUGAAAUAGUAUGUGAAAGCAUUGCUCCAUCUCAAGGUGUAGAAUUGAUGACUCAAGUGUAUCAAAGCAUGAAAUUGAAGACUAUUGAAACCAAACAAAAAGAUGCAGUUACAGAGACAAUCAUAUCUGCUUACAAGAAGGCAGAAGAUUACACAACUAAAGUCCAGAUUUUGUCUUUGAUAGUAGAGAAAUAUUCCAAAUCUGAACUUUUAACUUUUAUUGAAGGGUUGACUAUUUACAAAAUUGAUGCAGCUAGAAAAUAUGCUUCAACUCAUGGACCAGGACAGUAUGUUACUCCACCAAAGAUCACACGCCUACGCCUUUCAAAACAGAAAAUUCAUCAUUUCAUUGAAUUUAUUUCUGCUCCAUGUUAUCUUCAAGUAGUUGGAUUUGGAUCAAGACACCUUAAAUUGUCAUCAGGUUUGGCUGUAAGGGUACCAAAGGUAAUAAGAACAAUGAUUGCAUCUCGCCUUAUUACAGCAUAUAACAACUAUUGCAAGGACAACUCCAUACUUCCUCCAUGUAGAGCAACUCAGUACGAGAUCAUAAAAGCUUGCGCAGCCUCUCAACUCAAAUCCCUUCAUGGCCUUGACAACUACAUAAGUGAUGGCAUGGAAAGUAUUGAUACUUUAAAGAAAGUUGUUUCUAAUCUUUGUACAAAGGGCCUGCAAACAAGUAAAGUAUCAGAUCUUAUUCAAAGUUUAGACACCUUGAAAUUACAUCUGAAGAAUGAAUUAGGAAGUCACUUAUCUGCCGAAAGUGAUUGCAGUCAACAUUGCAUGCACUUUGCAUUAUCAGAAAAAGGAUGUGAGCAUACCCACAGCAAUAUAUGUCAACCUUGUGAUAGAAUGUACCAAAUCAGAGAUGAAAUCCAAAAUGUUAUAACAUCAAAUUUUCAAAACAUCCAAAUUCAAGAGAAAGAAGAACUUGAACACGACAUCUUAGUUUCUACAGAAAAAAUUUGGGCAUGGAGGGAUCAUUCUAUUAGAAAUGUAAAUCAAGAUUCAUCCAAAACUUGCAGUCACAUGAAGUAUUGA